AUUUGCAAGGUUGGUGGUUGUUACAGCGAGCUAUGUGAUUGGCAAUCAGUCUUGAAAUGGCAAGAGAUGGUGAAUGAUUUUCACCACUUAAUGCCCAGUCACGUCAACGACUCCAGUGUUUACCAACUACCGGAUGUUAAUGUUAUCAAAGCUUUAUCUAAGUAUGAAGAACAAGAUUUUGAAUCGGUAAGCAAACAUCUUGACUUGAUUCCUGGGUGUUCUCUAUCAAAUCCAAUUAAGAUAUCAACCUCAGACUGGCAGACCUGUUGUUGGAAUCCUGUUGAUCAUGGAACAAAAAGUAUGUUAGAAUUAAUUAGGGGUGUGACCCAUCUACAUACCAGUGGAAGUGCUGCAUCCUUGUACAGUCACACCAAUCAUCCUCAGCUGUAA
This is a messenger RNA of Anneissia japonica, 390 nucleotides long. RefSeq lists its product as uncharacterized. The transcript is spliced from 2 exons. The coding region runs from base 67 to 390 and encodes 107 amino acids. NCBI's taxonomy places the organism in Eukaryota, Metazoa, Echinodermata, Crinoidea, Comatulida, Comatulidae. The record is from RefSeq and is a predicted model, not a curated record.